Zingiber officinale is the source of this 837-nucleotide messenger RNA. RefSeq names its product NDR1/HIN1-like protein 1. Gene Ontology annotation, biological process: defense response to other organism. Lineage: Eukaryota; Viridiplantae; Streptophyta; Magnoliopsida; Zingiberales; Zingiberaceae. The coding region runs from base 29 to 667 and encodes 212 amino acids. The record is from RefSeq and is a predicted model, not a curated record. The transcript has a single exon.
ACCUUCUCAUUAGUCUAGCCGGGCCGGCAUGUCGAUCGACGACUGUGGCAACCACGGCCGCUGCAAGGGCCGACGAUUGCACCUCUAUCUCUCCGCCGCCGCACUCAUUUUUGUCUUCCUCAUCCUCCUCACCAUCCUGAUCAUCUGGCUCCUCCUCCGACACACCAAGCCCGAGUUCUACCUCCAGAAUGCCUCCGUCCAGCAGUUCAACCUCACCGCCGGCGACUCCAACUCCCUCACCGCCGUCCUGCAAGUCUCCCUCUCCUCGCGCAACCCCAACGAUCGCGUCGGCAUCUACUACGACAAGCUCGACGCCUUCGCCGCCUACCGGGGCCAGCAGAUCACCGGGUGCACUGCGCUCCCUGCAGGUUACCAGGGCCACCACGCCGCCGCCGUGUGGUGGCCGUUCCUGGUCGGGGAAGGCGUCCCCCUGGCGGAGUACAUCGCCGUGGCCAUGGAGCGGGACGCCGCGGCGGGGCUACUCCUCCUCGACGUGAAGAUAGAGGGGAGGCUGCGGUGGAAGUCUGGGUCGUGGAAGUACGGCCACCGCCACCUCCACGUCGACUGCCCGGCGCUCAUCUCCAUCGACCACGGGACGGGGACCAGUGGCAGCUCUGCGCCGUCGUUCCACUUCCGGCGGACCACGUCAUGCACCGUCGACGUCUGACCCACCUAAUUAAUGGUGGGAAUUUAAUUAAUUGAUAAUCAUACAAUUUGCCACUGUAAUUGAAUACCUACAAUAACUGUCAAUAAAUAAAUAUAUAUUGUUUAGUUAAAGGAGAUUUGUAGUAGAUAUGGAGGAAUUAAAUUGUUUAGUUAGUUAUUUCAUUUAUAAAG